Tarenaya hassleriana is the source of this 3000-nucleotide messenger RNA. RefSeq names its product pentatricopeptide repeat-containing protein At3g12770. Bases 897 to 2981 code for a protein of 694 amino acids. Gene Ontology annotation, molecular function: RNA binding; zinc ion binding; protein binding. The transcript has a single exon. The record is from RefSeq and is a predicted model, not a curated record. Lineage: Eukaryota; Viridiplantae; Streptophyta; Magnoliopsida; Brassicales; Cleomaceae. Gene Ontology annotation, biological process: RNA modification.
UUGAUCAUUUGAUAUGGUUCUGUAGUAAUCUCUCUGUGUGUAACAUAUGGAUCAUUUGGGUUUAUGAAAUAGGCCUUUUUUUGGUUUAACGUGAAGAUGUAUAUAUCAAGAUCAUUGUUUGUGUACAAAACAGCCAUGAUAUGGCUGAUUACAACCCAUAAGGGAGCCCAUGGCAAGUGGUUUAGAAUAGAGAGCUCUGCCCUGUUCUACUAUAUAUCGUUUUCGACGCCGGCAGUGAAUGGGUGGGUGUGGUGGUGUCGCCUGAAGCCAUAAGGUACCGGUCCUGCAGGAGUCGGUUCUCAGUAGUAGGAGCUGUUGCCUUGUGAGCUGAGAUAAGGGUGUUGUUGCUCAUCGAGUAGUCAAGCUUGCAACGAGCCCGGUGAAGCGAUUUGUGCUUCUCCUGCCAGAUUACAUGUAUGGCUAGUUGCAGGGUCAGUUCUGCUAGCGUCUCCCUGCCUCUGCUGACUGGGUUGCUCAGGGAUCGAAUCUUGGUAUGGCAGAGGGUGAUGCUGUCCGGGGGGUGAUUCAUCGGAUUACGCAGCUUGUGCCGUUGUACUCGUGGCCGAGCUACCAAGUGCACUUUUUAGUGAAAGCAGGUUUGUAGUCCGAGUCAGCCUGCUUCCACGGAAUGGAGUCGCUUACUCCGUCAUCGUCGGGGUCCAACGCCGGAAGGUGGAUUCUUUCUAAUCUUGCGUAGUCCAGUCGGCAAGCCAGAACCGCGCGCAUCCCCCGUUCCCGACCUUCGUCUUGAUGAAUUGGGGGGCCUUGUCCUUGAAAUAGGCCUUUUUAUAAACUCUUGUAACAAUCUCCUCUCAUUAUUCAUCGCAAUUCUUAUACAAACUUUACGUAAUUCUUUCCGCAGAGCUCGCUUGCUGAGACAUCAGCGGCUAUUGGCUAUGGCCAUCGCCGAAAUCUCGGCCCAAACAUCUUCUUUUCUCGUCGACAAGAGAGGGAUCCAUUCCGAUUCCUUUUACGCCUCUCUUAUCGAUAGCUCAACUCGCAAAGGGCACUUGAGGCAAGUCCAUGCACGUUUACUGCUUUUAGGAUUUCAAUUCAGUGGUUUCUUAAUCACCAAGCUGAUUCACGCAAGCUCUGAACUUGGAGACAUGUGUUAUGCACGUCAGGUGUUCGACGAUUUUCCCCAUCCAGAUGUAUUUCCGUGGAAUGCCAUAAUUAGGGGAUAUUGCAGAAAUGGUUUCCUCCGAGAUGCCCUUCAAAUGUAUUCCAUGAUGCUACAGUCCUGGGUCUCUCCUGAUGCUUUCACUUUCCCUCACGUGCUUAAAGCUUGCAGCGGUUUGCCCGCGCUUGAAACGGGUCGGAGGAUUCAUGGGCAGAUCUUUCGACAUGGGUUUGAAUCAGAUGUAUUUGUCCAGAACGGUCUCAUCGCCUUGUACACGAAAUGCCGACACAUUGGUCGUGCAAGGGUUGUGUUUGACGGGUUGUCCGAGAGAACAGUUGUCUCGUGGACCUCCAUCAUCUCAGGCUAUGCUCAAAACGGCCAGCCUUUGGAGGCUCUCAAGAUUUUCAGACAGAUGAUGAGAACGGAUGUGAAGCCUGACUGGAUCGCCCUUGUGAGCGUUCUCAAUGCUUUCACAGAUAUGCAGGAAUUGGAGCAAGGGAGAUCUGUUCAUGGUUCUGUGGUCAAGAUGGGUCUCGAGACAGAGCCUGACUUGCUCAUCUCUCUCACGGCCAUGUAUGCGAAAUGUGGCCAAGUGGUAAGUGCCAGGAGGCUGUUUGAUAAGAUGGAGAUAGACAAUCUGAUUUUGUGGAAUGCGAUGAUCUCUGGGUAUGCUAAAAAUGGUUAUGCUAAGGAUGCCAUUGAUUUAUUCCGUAGGAUGAUCGGUAAGAAUAUCAGACCCGACACUAUCUCCAUAACAUCUGCAAUUUCAGCUUGUGCACAAGUUGGCUCUCUUGAACAGGCUCGCUGGAUGGAUGAAUAUGUCAGCAAGAGCAGUCAAAGGGAUGAUAUCUUUGUAAACACUGCUUUAAUCGACAUGUACGCCAAAUGUGGAAGCAUAGAGUCAGCCCGUUCAGUUUUCAACCGAACGCUUGACAAGGAUGUUGUUGUCUGGAGUGCCAUGAUUGUCGGGUACGGAUUGCAUGGCCGGGGAAGAGAAGCCAUCCAUUUGUACCAGGAAAUGGAACGAGCUGGAGUGCAACCCAAUGAUGUAACCUUUCUCGGGCUUCUCAUGGCAUGUACCCAUUCAGGCCUAGUGCAAGAGGGCUGGUGGUUCUUCCAUCGCAUGAAGGAACACAGGAUCAAGCCAGAACACCAGCAUUACGCAUGUGUCGUUGAUCUUCUUGGACGUGCUGGUUAUCUCGAGAAAGCCUAUGACUUUAUCAAGAACAUGCCAAUCCAGCCUGGUGUAUCGGUCUGGGGUGCUCUCCUAAGUGCUUGCAAGACCCAUCGCCACGUGAUAUUGGGAGAAUAUGCAGCUGAACAGCUUUUCUCGUUAGAUCCUUCCAACACAGGGCACUAUGUGCAGCUCUCUAAUCUUUAUGCAGCGGCCCAUAUGUGGGACAGUGUAUCAAAGAUACGAGUGAUAAUGAAGGAAAAAGGAUUAUGCAAAGAUCUCAGCUUCAGCUCGGUUGAAAUCGAUGGAAAACUCGAGACAUUCCGUGUGGGUGACAAGUCGCACCCGAGAUUUCAGGAGAUACAGAGGGAGCUCGAGUCACUGGAGAGCAGACUAAAGGCGGCUGGAUUUGUUCCCGUCAUGGAUUCUUCACUGCACGAUCUGAACGAGGAAGAGGCCGAGGAAAGUCUCUGCAAUCACAGCGAGAGGAUUGCUAUUGCUUACGGGCUUAUAAGUACUCCUCCAGGGACUACUCUCCAUAUCACGAAGAAUCUCAGAGCUUGCGUGAACUGUCAUGCGGCUACAAAGCUUAUAUCGAAGCUAGUCGGCAGAGAGAUCGUUGUGAGAGAUACGAAUAGGUUCCACCAUUUCAAGGACGGAGUUUGUUCUUGUGGAGAUUAUUGGUAAAGUGACGAUUUUCAGAAGA